Messenger RNA from Dendrobium catenatum, 2205 nucleotides. Its product is annotated as probable UDP-N-acetylglucosamine--peptide N-acetylglucosaminyltransferase SPINDLY. The record is from RefSeq and is a predicted model, not a curated record. Gene Ontology annotation, molecular function: protein binding. NCBI's taxonomy places the organism in Eukaryota, Viridiplantae, Streptophyta, Magnoliopsida, Asparagales, Orchidaceae. The transcript is spliced from 12 exons. Bases 127 to 1992 code for a protein of 621 amino acids.
UUCAAACUUUGCACUUAAUUUCAGCCAGCCCUUGAGAGUGGGUGUGGUUCAUCCGGCCUGCCCCAUAGGAGGCGACCAAAACCCUUGGGGCGGAGCGCUAAGCCGGCGCUAGUAGCGUUGGUAGUGAUGCAACAAGAACAACCGGCGGCAGCAAGUGGCGAGCAGGCAGCCGCAAAGACUCCGGCUCCGGACGAUCCGGGCCCGCCGCUGCGACCGCCUAAGCCGGUUAUUAUCGCCGAUCUCAACGUCGACCCUCCCGAGAGCGACGGCGAGGACUGCACCUUCGUCCCCGUUUCCGAAUCUCCUGUCAGGAGCAGCAAUGAUGACACGACUCAAUCAAAAAAUGUUGUAAUAAUCAAAGAUCCUGAUGUCAUUGAAAGUGAAGAAUUGGAUCAACAAUGCCAUGGCGUCUCCCUUUCCCGCGAAGAAAAAGUCACUACAAUAAAAGCUGGUUUGGUUCAAGUUGCACGAAAAAUGCCCAAAAAUGCUCAUGCACACUUCCUACUUGGUCUGAUGUACCAGAGAUUGGGUCAGCCUCAAAAGGCAGUUGCAGCAUUUGAAAAAUCAUCAGAGAUAUUGCAAAGGGAUGAAGAAGAAAUUCGCAGACCAGAUUUGCUCUCUCUAGUACUCAAUCACCAUGCACAGUGCAUUUUGCAGGUAAACACAUGUGAUAGCUCAGAUAAAGAACUGGAACCUAGUGAACUAGAUGAGAUUCUUACAAGGAUGAGAGAUUCAUUGCACUUAGAUGCCAAGCAAGCAGCAGUUUGGAACACACUUGGGCUUAUACUUCUUAGAACCGGUCGUUUUCAGAGUGCAAUUACUAUUUUAUCUUCUAUAUUGGUUAUCACGCCAGACUACUUGGACUCACUUGCUAAUCUUGGCAUUGCAUACCUUCAAAGUGGAAAUUUGGAACUUUCUGCAAAAUGUUUUCAAGAUUUGAUUCUGAAGGACCAAAAUCAUCCUGCUGCUCUGAUCAACUAUGCCACCUUUCUUUUGUGUAAAUAUGGUUGUGUUAUUGCAGGACCUGGUACCAAUGCUGGUGAAGGUGCUUAUCCAAAUGAAGUUGAAGCUGCAACUGUGGCAAGGGACUGCUUAUUAGCAGCAGCAAAAGUUGAUCCUAAAUCUGGGCCGUUAUGGAUUAAUCUUGCUAAUGUAUAUUAUUUGAUUCAUGACUAUAACAAUGCAAAGAAAUGUUUGGAAAAGGCAGCCAAGCUGGAGCCCAAUCAAAUGGCAGCCCGGUAUGCCAUUGCUCUUCAACGGAUCAAAGAUGCUGAACGGUUUCAAGAAUGUAGUGAUCAGAUAUCAUGGGCAGCAAACGAGAUGGCUUCUAUUCUUAAGGAAGGAGAUCCUGCAAUGAUUGAUCUUCCAAUAACCUGGGCAGGCUUGGCAAUGGCUCACAGAGUAGAACAUGAAAUUACGGCAGCAUGUGAAAGUGGACAAAAGGAGCUUGCAGAGGUUGAGGAGCGGGCUCUUUAUACAUUGAAGCAGGCAAUUGAAGAGGGUCCAAAUGAUGCGGCGCAAUGGCAUCAACUUGGCCUACACAAUCUUCGGGUUCUGCAGUUCAAUACAGCUGUAGGCUUCCUUAAGGUUGCUGUAGCCCGAUGCAUGGAAUGCUGCUAUGCAUGGUCUAAUCUUGGUGUGGCUUUGCAGCUUUCAGAUGACCCAUCCUUAGCAGAAGAGGUUUACAAACGUGCUCUGUCCUUGGCCACUGCACAACAAGCCCAUGCUAUUCUCUCAAAUCUUGGAAAUCUCUUCCGCCAGCAAAGAAGAUUUGAAUAUGCAAAGAUAAUGUUUGAAAAAUCAUUGGAGAUUUGUCCGGGAUAUGCACUCGCACAUAACAAUCUUGGCCUGGUUUAUGUGGCUGAGGGCAGGUGGGAAGAUGCUACAAACUGCUUUGAGAAGGCUUUGCAAUCAGAUCCUCUUCUGGACGCUGCAAAAUCCAACAUGAUCAAAGUAGCUGCCAUGUGUACUACUGCAGGUUCCUCCAAGUGAUGCGAGUUUUUUAAGAACUUUCUUUUAGAAUAAUUUGAUUGACUAGAUGAAGAUUUCAUCUAGAUGCUUUUAUACAUCUUUCUGCUGGGGUAUGAGACAAGUACUCAUUUAGAAACUUCUAAAUUAUCUUGAACACAACUAAAUUAAAAAAUGGGGAAAACAUAAACAAUGUAUGCAUUUGAAGAGUGUUGAAUUGAUCUAUGUGAUACAUAA